ACUGAAGAAAUCAUGUUUUUGAUUGAAAUUAUAAGUAUCAAAUCUUAUUGUUUGACAUUUAUCGCUAUUUACAUAGCGAUGUUAUCAGAUCUAUUCACUGAUAUGUUUAGUUCUGUCAUCGACAGAAAGUUGAAUGAUUUUGUUACAAAAUUCAGUAGGCGUUUAUUUCAUAAUUCGCUGUUAAGAAAAGAAAUUGAAGAUGAAAGAACUUUUAAUAGUAUUUCUGUUUUGUAUUGCUCCUUCAACCUUGCUUGCUCUUGAUAAUGGAUUGGCAUUAACACCACCUAUGGGAUGGCUGUCUUGGGAGAGAUUUACUUGCAAUAUUGAUUGUAAAAAUGAUCCUGAGAACUGCAUUAGUGAGAAACUUUAUAUGGAAAUGGCAGAACGUAUGGUUGCUGAUGGAUAUAAAGAUGCUGGAUAUGAAUACAUUAAUGUUGAUGAUUGUUGGAUGGAUAUGAACAGAGAUAGCUCUGAUAGAUUGAAACCUGAUCCUGUAAGGUUUCCUAGUGGAAUCAAAGCUCUUGCUGACUAUGUACAUUCUAAGGGUCUUAAAUUAGGUAUUUAUACUGACUGUGGCAAUAAAACCUGUGCUGGUUAUCCUGGAAGUUUAGGAUAUUUUGAUGUUGAUGCAAAAACUUUUGCUGAUUGGGGUAUUGAUAUGCUUAAAGUAGAUGGUUGCUAUGCAGAACCAACAGUUAUGGAUGAUUUGUACCCACAAAUAACAGUUGCUUUAAACCAAUCUGGGCGUCCAAUUGUAUUUUCAUGUAGCUGGCCUGCAUAUCAAGUUGGUGCUGGAAUCGAUCCUGAUUACGCUGCAAUUGCACAGCAUUGUAAUUUGUGGCGAAAUUUUGAUGAUAUCGAAGAUUCUUGGGAUAGUGUUUUAUCUAUAGUGGAUUUUUAUGCUGCUCAUCAAGAUGAACUAGUUGCAGCAGCUGGUCCUGGUCACUGGAAUGAUCCAGAUAUGAUUCUGGGCGGAAAUUUUGGACUGAGUUAUGAUGAAGCUAGAGCGCAAUUUGCUUUGUGGGCCAUUAUGGCUAGUCCUCUUUUGAUGUCUAAUGAUCUCCGUUCCAUUGAACCUAAGUUCAAAGCAUUACUAUUAAAUAAAGAUGUUAUUGCUGUCAAUCAAGAUCCACUAGGAAUCAUGGGAAAGCGUAUUUAUAAUAACAAUAAAGUUGAAAUUUGGAGCCGACCAAUUAGCCCUGUUAACAAAUCUGGAAAGUAUUCUUUUGCCUUAGUAUUCUUUAAUCGACGAACUUUGGGUGGACCAGUAAGCGUUUCAGCUAAUAUAGAAUCACUUGGACUUGACAAUGUAAAUUGUUACGAUGUGAGAGAUUUAUUUAGUACUGAAGCAAGCAGAAAGUAUUGCCCAUCUGAUAAUAUCACUUUAAGUGUAAAUCCAUCUGGUGUAAGAAUGGUUGUUGCAAAAAUUCUUUAAUCUCACUAAAGCAUACAUUUAAUUUUAUGUAUUUCUAUUAUUUUAUGCAAACAGAAUGAUGAAUUAGGCUAUAAAACAAUGCUUAUGCAACAUGUAUUGUAUGUGUAUGAUGAUAAAAUGUGCACAUUUUUGUUAUUUCACAUUAAAAUAAAUUAUUAGUUUUAAGAUUCUAAAAUAUCUCAGCUUUCAUUUUCAGUAGUAAAUAAAUCUUCAACUUUUUAAAUUAACGAAAUAAUUGUUUUUAUUUCUCUGAUUAAUACUAAUAUAGUUCAAUAUUUUGUUUUGUAAUGAUAUAAGUGUAAAAAUUUCCAUUAAAUCAUUAUUUGUCUUGUA
Messenger RNA from Argiope bruennichi, 1768 nucleotides. RefSeq names its product alpha-N-acetylgalactosaminidase-like. Gene Ontology annotation, cellular component: cytoplasm. Gene Ontology annotation, biological process: glycosylceramide catabolic process; oligosaccharide metabolic process; glycoside catabolic process. The transcript has 8 exons. The coding region runs from base 200 to 1435 and encodes 411 amino acids. The record is from RefSeq and is a predicted model, not a curated record. Gene Ontology annotation, molecular function: alpha-galactosidase activity. NCBI's taxonomy places the organism in Eukaryota, Metazoa, Arthropoda, Arachnida, Araneae, Araneidae.